CUCAGAAAAGCAACAGCAUUUCUCGUGUCCACCUCUCGCAUCGCCCCCCCACCACCCCGCCCAGCCAUGUCAGCCCUCUCCAGCACCUCCGCACGCCCGCUUUCCUCAGCUCUCGCCCAGCUCAGUAUCGACACAGACGCUCGUAUUGAGCCAGACGUCCGCACUCCGCCUAUCACAAACCCCGAUCCUCAUGGCACUCUGCUCAAGUUCAUCAAGCACUUGCUGUCCGAAGAUCACUUGGACGCCAAUUCCAACUUGACCGCGAUAGGAUACGAGCUAGAAGCCCUCUUGUCUAUCUACGGCGAUGAUUCGAUCAAGCUCGCCCUUACUCCGCCCAGCACUGCAGUGGCGACAGAGGCUUCAUCUCAGGCAUUGACAAAAAGCGGCAGUCAGCAGUGGUCUGAUGCCGUGUGGGACGCGGAAAUAGGCUUUGCGCCGGGGGAGAGGAUACGAUAUGAGGUCAGUCUGCCUUUAUGGGAAGAAGGAGAGACUUUGGAAGGGCUAGAUUCAAGCGCCACUCCCGAGAUCGCACCGACGAUGCGGGUGUUGGUCAGUCUAGCGCCCACGUACCCCAACUCGAGCGCCCCCCAGCUCCAGCUCCUGGGCAAGUACUUGGGCAGCUUUGCCAUCGAUGCAGGUCUCUUCGGGGAUAUCACGCGUACCUACCUGUCAGCAGGUGGCGCUGGGUUUACCCCCGGAGAUGUAUGCGUUUUCGAAGGCCUCACUCACGUUCAGUCCUUGGCACGAGACUGGUAUGCUAUUCGUCUGUCUUCAGGUGCCGCCCGUGAAGCCGAAAGGAAUUUCCACCUCACAGUCUCUCAAACACAUUCCCCUGAAGAGUCCGAAGACGAAGACGUCGCCUAUCUACCCCGCCCUUCCCCUCGGCCGACAUUUUCGUACACUCGCGGUCCCGAUGAAGUUGCUCCAACCCAGGCGAUGCUGAGAGUCGAAGCUGGAAAAGAUCACGGACUGAAAGUUUGGGUUUCCGAUGAAGUGGUCGACCGAAAAUCGGUGUUUCUUGGUCGCGCUAUCAAAGUGACGGACGAGCGAGAAGUGCCAUUGAUUGUGCACGGGGUGUUGGAAGAUAAAAGGGCAGCGAGGGCGGCGCACCCUGCUAUCUACGCCUAUCGCGUCGUAAAAAAUGUAGGAGGGACCGCGCAAAAGGUCUACAUGUCGGGUUCGUUCCUCUUUGGCUAUGUAAUGUUCAAGGCCGCUGACUUGUGGGGCCAGAUUAUGACGACGAUGGAGAGUCCCAAGCUGGAGGAAGGCUGCAGCAUCUUUUGGAGAUUUUGGAGCUUGAAAACGUAUUGGUCAUAGUCACAAGGUGGUGGGGAGGCCACAGGCUGGGAGCUGACAGAUUCAAGCACAUCAAUCGGGUUGCCCGUGAUGCCUUGGAGAUCGGAGGCUUUUUGGAAGACAAGAAGACGGAUGGAAAGUCCAAGAAGGGGAAGAAGUAGUUCGCUGAGAAGUAGUUCGCUGUCAUUUAUCAACUGCCUUACGAUCCGCCCCAAUGAUGUACAAUACGCAGUGGUAGACAUUCCUAGACCUUUUGCAUCAGUAUAGACUUGUACA
This is a messenger RNA of Cryptococcus amylolentus CBS 6039, 1572 nucleotides long. RefSeq lists its product as hypothetical. Lineage: Eukaryota; Fungi; Basidiomycota; Tremellomycetes; Tremellales; Cryptococcaceae. Gene Ontology annotation, cellular component: cytoplasm. Bases 67 to 1317 code for a protein of 416 amino acids. The record is from RefSeq and is a predicted model, not a curated record. Gene Ontology annotation, biological process: regulation of translational initiation. Gene Ontology annotation, molecular function: protein binding. The transcript is spliced from 3 exons.